GUUGAAAGCAGCGCAUCGUCCCUUAAAUUACAAGCGUUCAUAUGAACAGCUCACUUGUAGUCCGCAUAGAAAAUGUCCUCGAUGUCUCAGAAACCCUCACCGGAAGCACUCUCUCCUUCAAAGCCUACGGCGUCCCCCGCCGCAGUGCGGGCCGCAAGUGAUCCAACGGAACAAUCGACUUGGCCCCUCUACGCAGACCUUUGGUUUACACACGCUGUGAUAUUUCGCGGCCUAUGCCAUCUAGUGUUCUGGUGCUUCCCCGAUUCCUACUGGACGAAACGCAUUCCCCUUCUCUUUGAAUUCGCUUUCGGCCUGUUGGGCUGGAUCAUCCUCCUCAAAUGUUUCUUUAUGCGGAGCGCGAAAUUGGAUGUCGAUCAGCGGUUGGGUUCAAAAUGGUUGACAGCUUUUGUAUUGGGUGCAAGUGCGGCCAUACCGUUGCUGUAUUUGCAAAAAGACAUGGAACUCGAUGACGAUCAAGUAUCACGGACACUCAAUUUGUGGUCUGGCUCAUUUACGAUUGUUGGUGCAAUGGCUAAUUGGUUCAAGUACAAGGAGCUUUGCAAGCAGCUGUGGGAUGACUGUUGCCAGGGAUAUGUACAGGCCAAAUCAUGUGUACGUGCGGAUCAGUGCGCCAGCGAUGAGAAGGAUGAGGUUGGUCUAUCACCGGUUGCGAAACAGUGAUUCCAGGCUCGGUCGAAUUAGCCUGUAUGUGCACCUAUUAUCGAACAGAGAUUAAAGACUUGUCAGCGUAUGAUAGGUGCCUUUCAGGUACCUUGAAAUGGGCAAUCAGCAGCCAAGCUCAAAGUCAUUCUGGUCUGUUUGCAGGGCAUAAUGAUAGGAGUGCAGUUCAGAGACUAGAUGUCAGUCGGUACUCCAGGGCAAUUAAUUAUGCAUGGAGUGCUUAAGGAAUUAGAUGACCGUAAAUGUACGUAACUACUAUCGUCAAAUUAUUUAAAGACAGUGGAAGC
Messenger RNA from Spizellomyces punctatus DAOM BR117, 968 nucleotides. RefSeq lists its product as uncharacterized. Lineage: Eukaryota; Fungi; Chytridiomycota; Chytridiomycetes; Spizellomycetales; Spizellomycetaceae. The record is from RefSeq and is a predicted model, not a curated record. The transcript has a single exon. Bases 73 to 681 code for a protein of 202 amino acids.